AUGGUCUUGAUGUUCAUACUUGGUCAAAAGACCAGUUUGCUACUCCGUCUGCCGCAUAUCAUCAAAGAAGGGUGGCUAUUAAAGAGAGGUGAGCACAUCAAAAACUGGAGGCCGAGGUACUUCAUUCUAUUGGAAGAUGGCUCUCUAAUUGGUUUCAAAAGCAAACCAGAACAUGGUUAUGGUGAUCCACUUAAUAACUUUACUGUUAGAGGCUGUCAGCUAAUGAAGGCUGAUCGUCCCAAGCCCUUUACCUUUAUAAUCCGAGGACUUCAAUGGACAACAGUUAUAGAAAGAACAUUUUAUGUAGAUUCAGAAAAAGAAAGGGAUGAAUGGAUGCAAGCUAUCCAGUAUGUUGCUGAUAGACUUCAGGAUCAAGAUGUGGAAAUGUUGGACCAGCAAGGAGAUGCUAAUGUCUUGGAAAAACUAAACAUAUCAACACGAACUUCAAUGCAUAAAGGCAACAAAACUUCACUUGACGACUUUGAGUUCUUAAAGGUCCUAGGAAAAGGAACAUUUGGUAAAGUCAUUCUAUGUAGAGAAAAAGUUUCGAACAUGCUUUAUGCCAUCAAAGUUCUUAAAAAGGAGAUUAUUAUUCAGAAGGAUGAAGUUGCUCAUACUCUGACAGAAAAAAGGGUUUUAAGGAAUACCAAGCAUCCCUUUCUCAUAUCUUUGAAGUAUUCAUUCCAGACAGCUGAUCGAUUGUGUCUUGUGAUGGAGUAUGUCAAUGGUGGGGAGCUUUUCUUUCAUCUCUCGAGAGAAAGAAUUUUUACUGAAGAAAGAGUAUGUUUUUACAGUGCAGAAGUUUUACUUGCUCUGCACUACCUUCAUACUCAAGGAAUUAUAUAUAGGGAUCUAAAGCUAGAAAACUUACUCCUAGAUAAAGAAGGACAUAUCAAGAUAGCAGACUUUGGUCUUUGUAAAGAAGAUAUCGGAUAUGGUGCAACAACGAAAACCUUUUGUGGAACACCUGAGUAUCUAGCCCCUGAGGUAUUAGAAGAUACAGACUAUGGUAGAGCAGUAGACUGGUGGGGAUUGGGAGUUGUCAUGUAUGAGAUGAUGUGUGGAUGUUUACCCUUUUACAGCCGUGACCAUGAUAUUCUUUUUGAGUUAAUUUUGGUGGAAGAAGUCAAAUUCCCAAAGUCUCUUUCUUCUGAGGCUAAAAGUCUACUAAGUGGUCUUCUUGUUAAAGAUCCCAAAAAGAGACUUGGUGGAGGCCAGGAUGAUGCCAACGAGAUUAUGGUCCAUCCAUUUUUUCGUGUAAUUAACUGGCAAGAUUUAUUAGAAAAAAAGGUUAUACCACCCUUCAAGCCUCAAGUUAUGUCAGAUACAGAUACUCGCUAUUUUGAUCAAGAGUUUACUGGAGAAACUGUAGAGCUAACUCCAAAAGAUGAAGCUCCCCUUAACUCCAUCUCUGAAGAUACAGAACAGCCUUACUUCCAGCAGUUUUCCUUCCAUGGCAGUAGUGGUACACUUGGACAUAGUAUUGACCACUGAGAUUUCACUUAUGAAAUGUUGCUUGUUGCAUAUAUUGUCUUUUGUCUAGAGUAAUUAGGUAAUGGACUAUAGUAAGGUUAGUUCAUGAGACUUUUUUCAUGCAUUUCAGAAAGUUAAAAUUUGAGUUUGCUAUCAGAUACUGCCCUUUACUUCCAAUUAUCUGGAUUAAUUAAUUUUGUGUUAACAUUAGUAAGGACAAAAAAGAAAGAACAUUGAAUUAUCAGUACGAUGAGUUGUUGUAAAAAAUUUUGUUUUUCGUAUAUUUAUAAACCCUGGUGCAUAUGGCAUAAAUGAUGUAAUAUUAUUUCAUGUCAAAUCAUUUUAUUAUCAAUAUCAUGUAUUGAUGAAACCCAAUGCUUUAAUUACAACAACAAAUACAACUGUUCAUAAUUUCUUAAAAUCUGUUUAACACUAUUAACUCUCCUUAUUUGUUUGAAAGUCUCACCCAGCUUAAUUAAGUUUGGCUAUUUGUACCAUUUGUUGUAUAGUACAGCGUUUCUCAAACUGGGGUUCAUGAGGGUACUUAAGGAGGUUAUGUCCAAAAUUUCAUAAAGUAUUUUUAAAAAUGUGAUUCAUAGAAUAAAAAAUAUUU
Messenger RNA from Limulus polyphemus (Atlantic horseshoe crab), 2086 nucleotides. Its product is annotated as RAC serine/threonine-protein kinase-like. Gene Ontology annotation, biological process: protein phosphorylation. Lineage: Eukaryota; Metazoa; Arthropoda; Merostomata; Xiphosura; Limulidae. The record is from RefSeq and is a predicted model, not a curated record. The transcript has 12 exons. Gene Ontology annotation, molecular function: protein serine/threonine kinase activity; ATP binding. Bases 1 to 1494 code for a protein of 497 amino acids.